Prunus avium (sweet cherry) is the source of this 2804-nucleotide messenger RNA. NCBI's taxonomy places the organism in Eukaryota, Viridiplantae, Streptophyta, Magnoliopsida, Rosales, Rosaceae. The record is from RefSeq and is a predicted model, not a curated record.
CAAUAGACAGAAUUCGCUUUCUUUUCCUUCCCUUUCCUCCUCAAUUUUCUUAGUAAACAAACAGCAAGAAAUUUCUUCUUCCUUUUUUUCUUUGAGAUAUUCACACUUUCUAGUAGUGAGCAGCUUUGGCCCGUGAUUUGAUCAUGAAUCGAGUCUUCAUGACAAAUGAAGCUUUAUGUUUUGGGUUAGUAAGGGCAUUUCCGCUCUAUAUAUUAAUAGGCCAGGCUUUGCCUCAGUUUCCUUAGGAAAACAAUUAGACACAUAACAUACGGUGCAUGCGUAUGCACAUAUGGCCUUUCAAUAUGGAAUGCUUAUGCAACUUUCAAUAAUGUUGCUAGCACUACUUGUAGCAACAACAAGAGCAAGCGCAAGACAAGGAGGAGAAGAAGAUGAAACAGCUAUAGCCCUGCCUGGUUGCAAAGCCAAAUGUGGUAAUGUCACAAUUCCAUACCCAUUUGGCAUUGGUGACGGUUGUUACUUUCGACACGAAUUCAACAUCACCUGCAAUGGGUCAAAUCCCCAAUUGAUGACAACCCCUAUGAUUGUCACCAACAUAUCCCUUGAAGAAGGCGAGCUGCAAACAAGGCAGUUAGUAAAUAGAGAUUGUUAUGACCGCCAAGGCAAGCCAAACGACAUCGAAGACCCAAGCGAGGGCGGGCUCAGGGUGUAUACUCCUUACACCGCCUCUAGUUACAAAAACAGGAUGUAUGUGAUUGGUUGUGACACGUACGCGAAACUUUAUGGUAGCCGGGGCUAUCAAAACUACAUAACAGGCUGCAUCUCCGAAUGUGAUUAUGAUAUUAGUAUCAACGCCUUUGAUGAGGACGACCCUUGCUCUGGCAUGGGGUGUUGCGAAACGAAGAUCCCCCCUUUGCUGACCAACCUGUCUGUGACGGUGGGAAGCUUUAAAAACCAUACGCUUGUAUGGGACUUUAACCCCUGCGGCUACGCCUUCGUUGUGCAAAAGGGCAACUUCACAUUCAGCAAUACAAGUUUUCAAGAACUCAGAAAUACACCCCGGCUUCCCCUGAUUCUUGAUUGGCAAAUUGGGGAGACGGACUGUAAAUAUGCAAUGGAGAACGGCACUUAUGCAUGCAAGGGAAACAGUAUCUGCUUAGACAGGCCUACAGGUUACAUUUGCGUCUGCAAUCCAGGCUUCCGAGGGAACCCAUACCUCCAUGAUUGCCAAGAUACUAAUGAGUGCGCUUUGAAUGCGACCCUCUGUGAGAAUGGGAAGUGCAUAAAUAAAGAUGGAAAUUACACUUGUGAUUGUGAUAGUGGCUACCAAAUCGUGGACAAUAUUAAGUGCAUCAAAGUUCCCGAUCCAAAAAAAUACUUGAAAAUUUCGCUGGGUGCGUCUUUGGGCUUCCUUGUCUUACUGGUUGGAAUUUUUUGGACCUUUCGCAACAUGAGGGAAAAAAAGUUCCUUGUAAUAAGAAAAAAAUACUUUGAAGAUAAUGGUGGCUUACUCUUUAGGGAGAAACUAGCUAGUAUUCCUCGAUAUGCAGCCAAAACCUUUACUGAAGAACAACUUAAGGAGGCCACAGACAAUUAUCAUGUAAGUAGAAAAGUUGGUGAAGGAGGCUAUGGAAUUGUUUACAAAGGAUUACUAGAUAAACAAUUGGUUGCCAUAAAGAAGCCAAAACCUAAUCCCCAAAUUCCCGCGACAGAGCCAUCUGUUCAAGAGAUGAUUGUUCUUUCUCAAAUCAACCAUAAAAAUGUUGUGAGACUCGUAGGUUGUUGUUUUGAGACCCGAACACCAAUACUGGUUUACGAGUUCAUGGGCAAGGGCACUCUUUAUGAGCGUAUUCAUCCAGAAAACCCAGAAAACCCAGAAAACCCAAAGAACCCACCACUUUCAUUGGAAUUACGAUUGCAGAUAGCAUCAGAAGCAGCAGACGCACUAGCAUACUUGCACCACUCCACUUCCACGUCAAUCAUACACGGAGAUGUGAAAACAGCUAGUAUACUAUUAGAUGAGAAUUUUACAGCAAAAUUGUCGGAUUUUGGAGCUUCAAUACUGGUUUCUGAGGAUGAGAAUCAACUAUCAACUUCAUGUCAAGGGACGCAAGGAUACUUAGACCCUGAAAACACACUAACAAAAAAGAGUGACGUCUAUAGCUUUGGAGUUGUGCUAGCGGAGCUACUCACGAGCAGUAAGCCCGAGGAAGAGAGAAACCUAGUAAAUGUCUUUGUUUCCAAGGUGGAAAGUGGAGUCUUGGCUGAAAUUCUUGAUCAAAAAAUGGUGGAGGGACAUUUUGAAACAGCAAAAUUGGCAGCAGAUCUGGCAAUAAGAUGCUUAAAGGAAAAAAGAGAGGAAAACUCACCAAAAAAAAGAAAAAAAAGAGAGGAAAGGCCAUCCAUGAAAGAAGUAGCCGCGGAGCUCGAAGGAUUAGUGCGAACCAUGGAACAACAUCCAAGUCGAGGCUAAUAUCACUCCAUCUCCCGAUACCGGCAACUUGGUUGGGCCAUCUGCUUCAACUCGGUUGGGUGACGAUGAUGGUGAUGAUGGUGAUGGUGGUGGUUCAGUGGUAUUAUAACCAGUGUAGAUAGCAGCAUUAUGCAAAUAACGCCUCAUGGAGAUGGGCUAUAAUUGGGUGACAUUUUAUGUGAUGUUUAAUUAUUAUCUGUUGCAACUUUUUUGUGUGCUUACAGAACUUUUUGUGUGAUGUUUAAUUAUUAUCUGCGAGUGGCUCGUGAAAUAAAGUAAGUUAAUAUAUUGUAGUACUGUGGGUUGUAAAGUAAAUGUAUAUGGUCUACUUGUUAUCUAUUGUAAUUUUUUCAUAUGUGAUCAGAUUUAUAGA